Aspergillus piperis CBS 112811 is the source of this 1643-nucleotide messenger RNA. Its product is annotated as putative pyruvate dehydrogenase E1 component alpha subunit. The transcript has 4 exons. Gene Ontology annotation, cellular component: intracellular membrane-bounded organelle. NCBI's taxonomy places the organism in Eukaryota, Fungi, Ascomycota, Eurotiomycetes, Eurotiales, Aspergillaceae. The record is from RefSeq and is a predicted model, not a curated record. Gene Ontology annotation, biological process: pyruvate decarboxylation to acetyl-CoA. The coding region runs from base 222 to 1424 and encodes 400 amino acids. Gene Ontology annotation, molecular function: pyruvate dehydrogenase (acetyl-transferring) activity.
CACUACAAGGACUCGGGGGUGCACCAUCCCAUCCACCUAUCUGGAAUGAAGAACUCUUCCAUUCUUACAAGUACUGGCAGCGGUGGCAGGAUCACCUCUAUUAACCUCUACUCAUCAAGAAUCUCCAGUUGAACUCAACCCUAUUUCCUCCUCCCAGAAAGCCCGUCGAAGAGCGCACGCCUCAUACCCUCCGCCACCACAAGCCCCAAAUCACAGGAACCAUGCUCACGAGAUCCUUGAAACCCAAGGGACCUCUCCGCUGGACACGCCCAGGCCUGCCAUACCGGCGGUGCAUGGCCCAUGUCUCGAACAUCUCAGAUCUCCCUACAGAGGAUACCAAACCCUUCAGCGUCCCCAUAGCAGACGACAGCUUCGAAACAUACAAUCUCGACCCACCUCCCUAUAGCCUAGAAACCACCAAAAGCCAACUAAAACAACUCUACCAUGACAUGUCGCUAAUAAGACGCUUGGAACUCACAGCCGACAAGUUAUACAAGGAACAAAAGAUCCGUGGCUUUUGCCACCUCUCCACCGGCCAAGAGGCCGUCGCGGUGGGGGUGGAACACGGCAUCAGCCCCGAAGAUAAGGUUAUUACUGCGUACCGUGCCCACGGAUUCACGUUGAUGCGGGGUGGGAGUGUCAAAUCUAUCAUUGGCGAGUUACUUGGUCGUCGAGACGGUAUUUGCCAUGGGAAGGGUGGUUCGGUGCAUAUGUUCACUAAGAAUUUCUUUGGUGGGAAUGGGAUUGUGGGGUCGAAUGUGCCCCUUGGGACGGGGAUUGCGUUCGCGCAGCAGUAUGAUGAUACCAAGAAGGUGACGGUGAAUCUUUAUGGUGAUGGGGCUGCGAAUCAGGGUCAGGUACAUGAGGCGUAUAAUAUGGCUAAGUUGUGGGAGUUGCCGGUUAUUUUUGGUUGUGAGAAUAAUAAAUACGGAAUGGGCACAUCCGUGGAGCGCGCUUCCGCCAUGACCGAAUACUACAAACGGGGAUACUACAUUCCAGGUCUCCGCAUCAACGGAAUGGACGUUCUGGCGGUGAUAGCUGCAAUGAAGUACGGCAAAGACUACGUGUUGGGCGGGAACGGACCUUUGCUGUAUGAAUUCCAAACAUACCGGUAUGCGGGACACUCGGUAUCUGAUCCAGGGACGGCGUACCGGACCAAAGACGAGGUGCAGGCCGAGCGGGCGCAUGAUCCCAUCACAACGUAUCGAGAAAGGUUGAUUGAAUGGGGCGUGCUCAGCGACGACGAGGCGAAGACGAUGGAUAAGGAGAUCCGACGCAAAGUUGAUCAUGAAGCUCAGGAAGCGGAGAAGAUGGCGGAACCACCCUUGACUUCGGACGUAUUGUUCGAGGAUAUUUAUGUUCGUGGCAGCGAGCCAGCCCAGCGGCGCGGGAGAACCGUUGAUGAGACAUACUACCUGGGCUGAUAAGGUGAAGCCACCGAAACUCUAAUCUGGAGGGGGGUGUUGCGCUUUCAUAGUAGUGAGCUCAUAGGCAUGUGCCUCGCAUAACAUAAUUCGGUAUAGUUCUAGUUUAAUUGAACGUCAUUAUGAUUAGCAACGUCUCAAUAUAGUAAAUAAAGGGCAUGCGGCACUUAGGAAGUUUGUAGCUUGUAGACCCUAACCAGACAACGACGAGUAUUUGCU